Messenger RNA from Argentina anserina (silverweed cinquefoil), 2033 nucleotides. RefSeq names its product trihelix transcription factor ASIL2-like. Gene Ontology annotation, molecular function: transcription cis-regulatory region binding. Bases 488 to 1576 code for a protein of 362 amino acids. The record is from RefSeq and is a predicted model, not a curated record. Gene Ontology annotation, cellular component: nucleus. The transcript has a single exon. NCBI's taxonomy places the organism in Eukaryota, Viridiplantae, Streptophyta, Magnoliopsida, Rosales, Rosaceae.
GAAGGUUCCACCACGUGUGCACCGACGACGUGAUCUCAAACCCACUCCCGCUCCCUUUCCUUUUCAUCUUCUCGAAGUGAAACUCAGACUCCCUCUUUGUAUUUAGUACCGCCACCACCUCCUGUCCCCCUCUUCUCUCCACCACUUUACUUUUAUUUUCUACCCAAAAUACCCCCAAAACCCAACUAAGCCCACUUAACCAUGCCCACCAAUCACCACCCUAACCACCCCCCAGCCCCGGGCGGUGCCUCACACGCUCCUCCACCCAAUGGUGGUGGACCUCCCCGUUCCCUAUCUUCCCCCACCUGGCGCAGGUUAGCCCCAUCCACCGCUCCUUAGAUCUCUAAUUCAGCCGCACACUCCUCCACCUUAUCCUGCGCCGCCCUCCCUCUUACCCUACGCGCCUACCCUCUCUCCUCCCUAAUAAACACCUCAAAUCCCUAAAUCCCCAAUCUCUCCUCCUCCUCCUCCGACUCUUUGCUCAGCCAUGGCUUCCUCCCCUCCCUCCUCCCCACAAGACGGCUCUCUCACUCCUCCUCUCCACUCCGACGGCCCUCCCCACGCCGUCCCCCUCGCCCUCCCCGCCCCUCCCUCCCUCCUCUCCGCCCCGCCGCCGUCCGCCUCCUCCCGCCGCCUCCCCCCGCCGUGCUGGUCCCACGACGAGACCGUCGCGCUCAUCGACUCCUACCGCGACAAGUGGUACUCCCUCCGCCGCGGCAACCUCAAGGCCACCCACUGGCAGGACGUCGCCGACGCAGUCUCUCGCCGCUGCCCCGCCGCCUCCCCGGCCAAGACCGCCGUCCAGUGCCGCCACAAGAUGGAGAAGCUCCGCAAGCGCUACCGCACCGAGAUCCAGAGGGCCAAGUCCAUGCCCUUGUCCCGCUUCACCUCCUCCUGGGUCCACUUCAAGCGCAUGGACGCCAUGGAGAAAGGCCCCGCCGCCUUGAAGAACGAGAACUCCGACAGCGCCGGCGACGACGGCGAGGAGGACAACGACGAGGAGGAGGACCAGGACCAGGAGCUCUAUGAGGAGCUCAGAUAUGGCUCCAAUAUGAAGAGCAUGAGUAAGAUGUAUAGGAAUGGAGUCGGAGUCGGGGUCGGAGUCGGAGUCGGACAGAGUGGCGGGAGCAGUGUUGGUGGCGGCAGUGGUGGCUUUCGGAUUCGGAUUCCGAGUGGAGUUAGUAUAGCGCAGCCUGGGAACAAGGUCUAUCCCAAGAUGGAUGCGAAAUUCGGCAUGAAUUCGCACCCGGGGCCGAGUUAUGCCACUGCUAAGUUAAUGAGGGAGUGUAAUAAUAAUAAUGUAGGGGGGAGAGGCGGUGGGGCGGGGUUGGGGAAGAGGGAGAGGGACCCUGUGGCGGAGAUGGUGUCGGCGAUUAGGGUAUUGGGAGACGGGUUUGUGAGGAUGGAGCAGAUGAAGAUGGAGAUGGCAAGGGAGAUUGAGACUAUGCGGAUGGAGAUGGAGAUGAAGAGGACCGAGAUGAUUUUGGAGUCGCAGCAGAGGAUUGUGGAGGCGUUUGCGAAAGCUGUUUCGGAGAAGAGGAAGAAGGGGAAGAGAAUGCCAUCGCCUGAGGCUUAAAUGAUGAUGGAUUGAUGGUGGGUUGGGGUGGAGAUUCGAUGACAGGGUUGUGCCCGGAUGGGGUUUUGUUGUGUUCGCAGAGUUUCAAGAGUUUUGGGAGAGGUCUUGUGGUGGAGUCUCAAGGUUGAGUGAACUUCCUCCUGUUCAUGGCAGCAGAUGCAGGUCGGUCUUAAUGAUCAAGAGAUGUGUGAGUUUGCUACUUUGUAACUUUGUGUUUAACUCGCUUUCACACCACUUGUUUAAGUGAUAGGAGAAUGUGGAAUUUGGUCACUUUAAUUUUGGAUGAUUGUAGCUUAAUCUCUGUAGUAUCAUGUAGUACUGGAAAGUUUGUAGAAUAGUUAUUCUGUUGCUAUCUUAGUUUAAUGCAUAGUAACUUUAGCUGUUUGAUCUUGAAGUUCCUUGUGCCAACUUGAUUCUUUAUCUUUUGCAUUAGAAUUAUUGGUUUAUGGAAGUUGAG